Molecule: messenger RNA, 2075 nt
Organism: Nerophis lumbriciformis (worm pipefish)
Lineage: Eukaryota; Metazoa; Chordata; Actinopteri; Syngnathiformes; Syngnathidae
Gene: hcar2
Product: hydroxycarboxylic acid receptor 2-
Biological process (GO): positive regulation of Rho protein signal transduction; phospholipase C-activating G protein-coupled receptor signaling pathway
Cellular component (GO): plasma membrane
Molecular function (GO): G protein-coupled receptor activity
Source: RefSeq, a predicted model, not a curated record
UGUCGCUUUGAAAUAGUUUGGUUUCUCGUAUUUUCUGGACUAUAAGGCGCACUUAAAAUCCUUUCAUUUUCUCAAAACUUGACAGUGCGCCUUAUAAACCCGGUGCACCUAAUGUACGGAAUAAAUUUGGUUGUGCUUACCGACCUCGAAGCUAAGAGUCCCUGUCGUCUGUAAAACAAAGGCGAACAUCACCCCCCGUUUCCCGAAUUCAAAGGUCUCAAGGUUUCAAGUAUGGCCCCCAGACACAUUUUUUUCUCUAAAUUUGCCCCGCUGAGGCAAAAUAAUUACCCAGGCCUGGUCUAAUGUGUGUUUUUUUUGUGUGUGUGAUUUCAGUUCCUCCAGCCACGUCGCCGCCAUGGUGGCGGUCUUCCUCAACCUGUCGGUGCUUUUCAUCGCGCAGCGCCCUGUCAACGACACGCCGUCGGAGAAGACGGUGUACGAGGGCUGCAGGGACAUGCCGGCCGUCCUCAUCUGGUACCUGGGCCUGCAGUUCAUCAACAUGUUCCUGGGCAUACCGGCCAACAUCAUGGUGCUGUGGCUCAUCCACAAGAACAAGGGCGACUCGUCCACGUCGGACAUCUUCAUCAUGCACCUGGCCGUGCUGGACGUCCUCUUCUGCCUCAUCCCUCCCUUGGAGCUGGCCAACAUCAUCUUCCUCACCACCAGCAGCACCUGGUACGUGCUGCGCUUCUUCUACGGCAUGAAGGACUCCUCGCCGCUCUUCCUCUCCUGCAUCUGCCUGGACCGCUACGUGGCCGUGGCGCACCCCAUCACCUUCACCCGGCUGAAGGACCGCCAGCACCGGGCGGCCCUCGCCGUGCUGGUGUGGCUGGUCACGCUGGCGUACGCCGCCGCCAAGUGCGUGGGCAACAUCGUCAACUUCGAGAAGGUCUUCACGGCCAUGAUCCUCGCCGCCUUCGCCCUCAUGGUGUUCUGUAACAUCGCCAUCCUGUGGCUGCUGCAGCAGUCCGGGCCCGGCCGGGACGAGAUGCACCCGGUGAAGAAGAGGGCCUUCAAGAUGGUGCUCAUCAUCUUAGCCAUCAUCGUGUUCAACUACUUCCCGCCCGUGGCGCUGUUCCCCUUCCAGCACUACUUCUCGCCCGACGUUUUCCGCUGCUACGUCCACUACGUCGCUUUCGGCCUGAUGGACUUCAGCAGCAGCAUCCAGCCCAUGCUCUACCUGUCCAAGGAGAAGGUGUCCUGUCCCAGAUGUUGCCAGGCCAACUCCACACGCCUUCAAUAGCUUCUCCAAUGUCUUCAUUUCUGUUGUAACGAAGCGUUUUAUUUUUAAUAUUUGAAGACACAACCUAAUGAAAUCCAUUACAAGACAUGUACAAAACCAGUGAAGUUGGCACGUUGUGUAAAUCGUAAAUAAAAACAGAAUACAAUGAUUUGCAAAUCCUUUUUCAUUUAUAUUCAAUUAAAUAUACUGCAAGAUAUUUAAUGUUCAGACUGAGAAACUUAAUUCUUUUUUGCAAAUAAUCAUUAAUUUAGAAUUUAAUGGCAGCAACACAUUGCAAAAAAUUGGCACUGGGGCAUUUUUACCACUGUGUUACAUGGCCUUUCCUUUUAACAACCCUCAGUAAAUGUUUGGUACUGAGGAGACCAAUUUUUGAAGCUUUUAAGGUGGAAUUAAGUGCCCAAGACGAGACUUAAAACCAGGGGAGACAGGGCCUUCUCUGUGGUCACACUCUGCCCCUCCAUGUUCGAACUGCUCCCACAGUGGAGUGUUUUAAGUCUCGUCUUGAGACCCACUUUUAUUCUUUGGCUUUUAACACUACGUGAGUUGUGUGGUCCUCUGUUGUCCUCUGUGUUUUAAAAUUUUGAUUUCUAUUUACUGUUUUAAUUGGUUGUACCCUUUAAAAUUGUUUUGAAUCAUAUUUAUUUUAUAUUGUUUUUAAUUGUGUUUAAUAUUGUUGUGCAGCACUUUGGAAACAUUUUGUUGUUUAAAUGUGCUAUAUAAAUAAAGUGGAUUGGAUUGGAAUUCUUUCCCAUUCUUGCUUGAUGUACAGCUUAAGUUGUUCAACAGUCUCCGAUAUUUUAGGCUUCAUAAUGCGCCACACAUUUUCAAUGUC